Daphnia magna is the source of this 1589-nucleotide messenger RNA. RefSeq lists its product as uncharacterized. The record is from RefSeq and is a predicted model, not a curated record. Bases 162 to 1589 code for a protein of 475 amino acids. NCBI's taxonomy places the organism in Eukaryota, Metazoa, Arthropoda, Branchiopoda, Diplostraca, Daphniidae. The transcript is spliced from 11 exons.
AUCUUUCGUGCAAUAUGGAUAUUGCAGUUCAGAGAGUACCUGGCAAACGCGCUGGCAGCUUCGUCUACGUGACGGAGGACAACUAUAUUUUCCAUCUGUAGAAAGAAAGAGCUUUGCGAUGUCGCAAAAACAAACAUUAUGCGUGCCUGGCUCGCCUGACCAUGUCCGGUGAACGAUUUUUUAUGAAAGGUCAUCAUAGUCAUGCUAACGAGGAGAACGAGAUAGCACGUAUUGCUGUUGAAAACGACUGCAAACGGCGAGCUGCUGAGCAGCCUGUACGCCCCAGAAUGAUUUCUGAACAAACCAGACAAGAACAUCCAAAUGCAGUAAUUGGGUUUGGUUCCAAUUUAGAAAGAGCUAUACAACGAGCAAGGCGUCGUCUGCAGCCGGUGAUUCCGCAUUCGUUCGAUGAAGCAGAGCGAACUAUAACAGGCUCUGAUAUGUACAGAAAAACACUCAACCAAUCAGCAGAUUUCUUUCAUGGAAGAGUGUCCACCGACACUGGGAAUGCUUUUAUUUUCAUCUCGCUGGCCCUUCUGCCUGAAAUUCGAACAACGAGAGAAAUCCGAUCAGAUGGAACUUUUAAAACGGUUCCCAACCUGUUUUAUGAACUUUUCACGCUUCACGUUUUGGCGUAUGGGAAGUCUUUUCCUGUUGCCUACGUGUUGAUGUCCAACAAAACAGCUGAACUCUAUCGUAUUGCUAUCGAUCGCAUACUGCAGAUUCUUCAAGAGGUCAACCCUGGGAAUCACUUUGAAGUAGAAGUAUUAAUUUCCGACUUCAAAUUAGCAAUCAUGGGUACGAAGCAGCAAGCUUUUCCAAACGCAAGAAGCCGUGGCUGUUGGUUUCACUAUGCACAGGCUAUUUAUCGUAGAGCCUGCAAAGAACUUCAAAGGGCCUAUAGAUCAGUUGGGGUCAUAAGGAGUAUCGUGAAGAAGCUAAUUGCCCUCACAUUGCUACCGUCGAAUCGAGCCUACGAAGGAUUCCAGACUAUAAGACACCGUACCGAAAAUGCUCUUCUUGCCGAGAAUCCGCAAUCAAGAGCUGGAGUAGCACGGCUUUUCCAAUAUAUGGGAGGAUAUUGGUUCACAAACCAAGGCCCUGAACGUUUUUGCGUCUCUAGCGACGAUCAUCGAACCAACAAUGAAGUUGAAUCCUUUAAUCGCUGGUUCAACGCACGUUGCGGUCCGCAUCAUAAAAAUUUCUGGUCUUUCAUACAACAUCUUCAAGAAUGUAAUGAAAAUACAGAGAGGGACUUCAUUGCCAUUUGGGCAGUGCAGCAGAUUCGUCGACCACAACGUUUGGUAAACAAACGACGCAACCGAAACAUCAAGACCUUAACGGAACAGCUAACAUCCGGCGCAAUUCAGAUAUAUGAAUGUCUCGAUGUGUUGGAUGAAUUCUUCGAACCCGAUCAGCUUGAUAGAACGGCCGAUGAGCUGGCCCGUCCAGCGCCAGAAAAUUACGAUCUAGAGGGCCAGGCUGAUUCAUCGGUGAUGUUCAAGAACAAAAUCUUAACGCUUAUUCUAACUGAUGUUAUAGCUCAGCAACAAGACUCUGUACUACCAAUCAAAGGUUCAGUGGUUUGA